UUUAUUUGUAUUCAAAGUGUUUACCGUCUAACUUCAACAUUAAAUUCCUUACAAAUUACAAUGCUUCUAACACUCCGAAAAUUUCUAAAUAUUUUCUUUUCAAUUUUAUUAUUUAAACAUAAUUUUGAUUGGCAACAUUAUUUAUCGUCAUUGUUAGUUUUAAUUGGAACUUUUACUUUUUAUGAAGGGCAUAAGAAGGUUAUUGAAUGGAUGAGACUUGGAAGAGGAGAGGAAAGUGAGGAGGAAGAAAGGAAGGAGAAGAAAAUAUAA
This is a messenger RNA of Meloidogyne enterolobii, 270 nucleotides long. The record is from the annotation of a GenBank genome assembly. NCBI's taxonomy places the organism in Eukaryota, Metazoa, Nematoda, Chromadorea, Rhabditida, Meloidogynidae.